Messenger RNA from Hippocampus zosterae (dwarf seahorse), 1656 nucleotides. RefSeq names its product mitochondrial glutamate carrier 1-like. The record is from RefSeq and is a predicted model, not a curated record. NCBI's taxonomy places the organism in Eukaryota, Metazoa, Chordata, Actinopteri, Syngnathiformes, Syngnathidae. The transcript has 9 exons. Gene Ontology annotation, molecular function: L-glutamate transmembrane transporter activity; L-aspartate transmembrane transporter activity. The annotation marks the transcript as partial. Gene Ontology annotation, biological process: malate-aspartate shuttle; aspartate transmembrane transport; L-glutamate transmembrane transport.
UGUGAGUGGAUCUAUCCCUGGAGCCGCUCUGUUGGAGUUGUCUAUAUAUACAACCCAUUGCCACUCUUUGCUCUUUGCCUUGCUCUGGACGCCUCUCUGGGACGCUCGGCUACUCGUUGUUGUGCUUUUGCACCCAUAACAACCCAAAACCUGCAAGAGAUGAGCUUGCCAGCCAAACUUAUUAAUGGAGGAAUUGCUGGCAUGGUUGGAGUCACCUGUGUAUUCCCAGUUGACCUGGCCAAGACACGCCUGCAAAAUCAACGAAGCGGGCAUCAAUUAUACAGGAAUAUGAUGGACUGUCUUAUAAAGACGGUAAAAUCCGAGGGUUACUUUGGCAUGUAUAGAGGCGCUGCGGUCAAUCUCACCCUCGUGACUCCUGAGAAGGCCAUUAAACUCGCCGCCAAUGACUUCUUUCGCCACCAGCUAAGCAAAGAUGGCGGUAAACUGCCGGUGUUUAAGGAGAUGUUGGCAGGAUGCUGUGCGGGAAUGUGCCAGGUGAUUGUCACAACGCCCAUGGAAAUGCUCAAGAUCCAGCUCCAGGAUGCCGGAAGGCUCACGGCUCAGCAACGGGUGAUUUCCAAUGUGGUAACAACUCUAAAGAUGAGUGGGACCAGUGCUGUCCUUAGUCGUUCCUACAACGUUAGCCCUGCACCUCAGCUCAGGACAGUGUCAGCCACACAGAUCACCAGGGACUUGCUGAAGACUAAAGGUGUCACGGGGUUGUACAGAGGACUUGGGGCCACAUUAAUGCGGGACAUUCCCUUCUCAGUCAUCUAUUUCCCUCUUUUUGCACACUUGCAGCAACUUGGUCGGCAUUCUACGGAAAACCCAUCAGUGCCCUUCUAUUGGUCCUUUGUUUCUGGAUGCUUGGCUGGAUCCUUUGCAGCCGUGGCUGUCAGCCCUUGUGAUGUGGUCAAAACAAGGCUGCAAUCCCUGAAGAAGGGAACGAACGAGGAAACUUACAAUGGAGUGGUCGACUGUGUCAGAAAAAUUAUGAGGAAAGAGGGUCCCUCUGCUUUUCUCAAGGGGGCCAGUUGCCGGGCCCUUGUCAUCGCCCCUCUCUUUGGCAUCGCCCAGGUCGUGUACUUUGUAGGAGUUGGAGAAAUGCUGCUUGGUUACACACCUUACAGCAUCUAUUCUCCAUAGACAGGUUGGCAUUAUCCUGUAUCCUGUUCAUAAAGGGGAUAAGAGGUUAGGAUCCAAAGUUCAUUGGGGCGAGAUGCCUGCUUGCAUGUGGAGCUGGACAAAAGUCAAGUGUCCUCUGUUGGAAUACUGUACUCACUAACCCAAUUCUGGAAUAAGACACACGAAAUGUCAGCACACACAUUUAGAAGCUUUGCCCAAAUGCAAGCCACUUGCCCGCUGACCCACUUUCUCUUUGACGCGUGACUUCUCUAUUCACUAUUGUGAGCCAACUCCAUUGCACUCACACCGUGAUGAAAAUUAGGAAUGAUGUCUUGUAGAUAUAUUUGAUAUUUUCGCAAAAAUGAGGGAACAAAAUGGAACCAAUUUUGAAAAACUUGAACUGAGAGUCUGUUGCCAUCUCAAAAAUCCUAACUUUUUUUGACCACAAAAUAACUUUGGUUUCAUUAUGUUUACAUUCAUUUUACAAUUAUACGUGUAAAUGCGCAGUAAUAAAUUCUGAUUCACGAUUCA